UUAAAAAAAUUCCUCUACUCCUACCAGUGAAAUCUAAAUUUUUUUUAAACUUUUGCGUGAUAGUGCUUGGUCUGUAGCACCUUCAGUAAUUUUGUUUCCAUGCAAAAAGAUGAGGCUCAGGAACGGCAGCCAAAUUUAGAAUUUAAUUUUUGGUGCAAAAAUCGCACUGCUUACUAAGAAAUAAUCGAGUUCAUUCGACAAGUAUUUAAAAAUUGGAGGAAGCUGAAAAGUUUUAAACGAUAUUAUGGCCACCUAGUGGAACCUUCUUCCUUCUCUUUUAAACACUAACAUCUUAUCUGAUGCUAACAGUGCUCUUGGCAACCGCAUUUCUUUGGAUGUGCUUCUUAACAUACAAGUCUAUGGGAGAUGAGUCUUGUUUCGAGUUCGCCGCGGGCGCUGAGGGCGUUAGUUCCCUCUGCUGGCACCCGACGGACACCUUCUGGGUCGCUUAACAGUUUUCAGAAACGCUCACCCAGAAAUGUCGUUUGCUACAUUUUUCAGAGGUGCAGUUAUAAGCGCCAGAAAAAUGACCACUACCCCUUCCCCUAAACACUCGCCCCGCCCCUUAUUAUCAUAGCGAAUAUGCUCCACUUUGAUAUUUUUGGGUUCCCAAUUAAAAGUUGUACUAGAAAAUACAAAGACGAAAACAUAAAUGUAUACGGAAGAGGCCAAAAAAAUCCGCAAGGAUUCCAGUGACGUAACCAUUGAGCGCCAGAAACGCGAGGCUGAACUGGAGAAGGCCAAGGAUGCGCAUGUGGCCAAGUAUGCCAAGAACGAGGUGGAGCGUGGUGCCCAGCUGACCCAGACCGCCUUGGACAAGAGCAGCAUGGCCGCCAACAUCGAAGUCUCCAUGGAUAGCGCUGCUGGGCGCACUGUGAGCGGCGGUACGACUGUUCCCGAAUCCGUGACCACUCCCAGCGAUGUUAACGAGAAGGACAAGCCUGUGGGCGAGAAGAUCAAGGACACCUUCCUGGGCCGCUAAGCGCCGUCGCGGCGGUUCCGUUGGGGAUGCCGCUUUUUAUUACUCUUAUCCUUGGACGGAGCAAGCUCCGCUCCUGCGCUCACCCUUGGUUUCAUUUAUUAAUUGUAAUCUCUGAUUGACGUGCUGUAUCACUGGGUCGUCGUGUUAUCCUGUUUCACAGUAACUACCAAAUAAUGAAUUUCGACUGCUUUGGUGGUCGUACCGGCAAAGGUGGUUUGCAUCAAACUUGUGGACGAUUUUUUUAUACGUUUGACCGAUUCGGUUGUUUGGCUGUUUGCGUUUUUUGUGUUAAUUUUGGGGGAAUGUAAUUAUUUAAAUGCGAUUCAAAAAUUA
Paramacrobiotus metropolitanus is the source of this 1315-nucleotide messenger RNA. RefSeq names its product cytosolic-abundant heat soluble protein 86272-like. Lineage: Eukaryota; Metazoa; Tardigrada; Eutardigrada; Parachela; Macrobiotidae. The transcript has 3 exons. The coding region runs from base 653 to 982 and encodes 109 amino acids. The record is from RefSeq and is a predicted model, not a curated record.